AUCAGUGCAUUCCUGUAUUUCUUUAGAAAGAGUGCAAGAAGGCCAACAUUUAAAAACACUGCAAUAAAUAUUUAAAUUUUUCCUUAAGAAAAAGUAUGUCAAAAUAUAUAGAAACAAUAUUUACAUCAUAUGUAUACACAUAUGUUUUAAGGAGCCUCUUAAAUAUUGUUUUUGUUAAAUGUAGGAAUCAAGAAAGGGACAUUUUCUGUGCUAUAUAUGUCUCCUGAGACUUUACUGGAUAUAGAUUCCUGGAAAGACCUGCUGUUGAGUUCUAAGGUUUAUAAAGAGAGUGUCUGCCUAAUUGCAAUAGAUGAGGCACACAUUAUGGAGUCAUGGGGUGAAACAUUUAGACCUACAUUUGCCAGACUUGGCGAGCUGAGGUCCCAUUUCCCCAGCACACCCUUUUUAUUGUUAACUGCCACAUGCACACAACAUAUCUUGAGGCAAAUUACAACAAAGAUUCACCUACCCAACUUGAAAAUGUUUAGUGCAUCUCCUGACAGGCCAAACAUAUACCUUGAGUGUCAAAGAGCCAGUGACAUUUUCAAAGACCUUCACUGGCUAUUUGAGGAGGUGAAGGAAAAGGGAAUUAAAACUAGGAAGUCUUUGAUAUAUGUCAGAAGUUUAAGUAAAGGUGGCUGCCUGUACAGAGACAUAUUAGGUCAUUUGAAAGAGCAUGCAUUCCAUGAGAAAGAGAAAACUCAGCAAAACAGCUUCAUUGCACUAUAUCAUGCUGGAAUGAAUUCCAAAGACUUGAACUAUAUACUUCAUGAAAUUUCAAAACCAGACAGUGUCAUCAGAAUUGCCAUAUGCACCAUUGCUUUUGGCAUGGGCAUAAACAUUCCUGAUAUUGAUGUAGUAAUUCAUUGGGGUGCUUGUUAUUCUAUCAUGGACUACUGGCAGGAGGUGGGUAGGGCAGGGCGAGAUGGAAGGGAAGCUCAAGCCUUAUAUUUUAUUACACCUGGAUCACUUUUGCACACAAGUGAUGAAAUGAAGGAGUUGUGUAGAUCAGUAGAGAAGAAGGAAUCCAAGUGUUUUAGGCAUACUAUCUUAUCUCAUUUUAUUGGCCAUAACAGCACAUCACAACCAGUUUGCACACUUCAGUGCACAGAAUGCAACUGUUCAUCGUGCAAGUGUUGCUAUUUGUGCCGUCAAGAUUGUCCGUGUAGGAAUGACAAAUGAAAGACAAAGUAAGUGACUCUAAAUAUCAUAUUUUCAAACACUCAUGUACUUCCUCCUAUUCAUACAAAAAUUCUUCAUUUUCAAGUGCUUUUACAUA
Messenger RNA from Saccostrea cuccullata (small rock oyster), 1279 nucleotides. RefSeq names its product ATP-dependent DNA helicase RecQ-like. Gene Ontology annotation, biological process: double-strand break repair via homologous recombination. The record is from RefSeq and is a predicted model, not a curated record. Gene Ontology annotation, molecular function: four-way junction helicase activity; 3'-5' DNA helicase activity. The transcript has 4 exons. Gene Ontology annotation, cellular component: chromosome; cytoplasm; nucleus. Lineage: Eukaryota; Metazoa; Mollusca; Bivalvia; Ostreida; Ostreidae. Bases 217 to 1182 code for a protein of 321 amino acids.